Equus quagga is the source of this 1478-nucleotide messenger RNA. Its product is annotated as cytochrome c oxidase assembly factor 1 homolog. The transcript is spliced from 5 exons. Gene Ontology annotation, biological process: mitochondrial respiratory chain complex IV assembly; mitochondrial respiratory chain complex I assembly. Gene Ontology annotation, cellular component: mitochondrial inner membrane. The record is from RefSeq and is a predicted model, not a curated record. Lineage: Eukaryota; Metazoa; Chordata; Mammalia; Perissodactyla; Equidae. Bases 778 to 1188 code for a protein of 136 amino acids.
CUCUUGAAAAACUGGAAGAUCCUUCCAGACUUGGCCCACAUGGCCGCAGUUAGCUGGAGCCGGGUGAAGCUGCCCCUUGGCUGGGCUGUGUGUGCCUCACUUUUCAAGGUCAGCUCUCAUUGAUGUGACUUGUCUGGCCCUCUGGGCAUUUGACUUGUGACCCCCGAUCCCAGCCACUGUCCUACUCUGUUUUAUGGCCGAGUAUCUUACAGCCUUCCAGAGAGGCCCAGGCCGGGAGUGAGCAGUGGUAAAUGGCCACCAGGAAGGAGGAUAAUUGGCUCCAUCGAGGCCCACAUGCUGCUCCUAGCCCCACCCGGGCUUUCAGGGGACAGGAGUUAAGGCCAGGGUGGUAUGGGUGUGCUGAAUUUGCUGAGCUGGCUCCUCUCCAUCUCUUCAUUCAGUCUGAAAGUCAUGACCACAGUUUCCUCAUCCAGGGGGUGGGACAUCUUUCAAAAUAUGAAAGAAAGCAGCCAGUGACCACUCUGGCCCAUUCGUAGGCUUACAAGACCAGCUAUUGCAGCAAAAGGAUAAGCUUCCUGUUUACCAGCCGGCCUGAGACAAAGUGGUUGUGCUUCCUGGCAGUGAGGGACUUGGCACACAGGCUGGGUUCUGUCUGUCAGGACGGCAGGGCUGAAUGCUUGCUCUGUGCUCGGCCGUCACCCCCAUGGCCUGGAUCCUGGAUGCAGGCCACCCUCGGGAGGGCACUUUUGCUUUGGCUCCAGAACCGGCCCUGGUGUUCUGCAAGGAAGCAAAUGAGGGAAGUCUCCAGGAAGCAGGAUGUCAAUGCCUCUGCAGAAACUGGUCCUUUUUGGCAGCAUGGUGGCUGGUGGGAGCUGCACCCUGAUAUAUUACCUUAUACAGAAAGCUUUUUCCAGGGCUUCCUAUUACCAGUCAGCGCUGGAGCAGCUGCACAGCCACCCCGAGGCUCUGGAAGCUCUGGGCCCUCCCCUCAGCGUGCACUAUCUCCACCUCACCGACAGGUACAACUUCGUGGACAUUGCCGAUGCCCAGUUGAAGAUUCCUGUGUCUGGAUCCAAGUCAGAGGGCCAUCUCUAUGUCAGCUCAUCCAGAGAUGCCCCCUUUAAGAGGUGGCACCUUCAGGAGGUCUUCUUACAGCUCAAGGAUGGUCAGCAGAUUCCUGUGUUCAAGCGCAGUGCGGAGAAUGGUGAUGAAGGGAAAAAGGACUGAAGGUGAUCAGAAAGACCCGGCUUUCUCCAAGCAUGGCCUUCCCUCAUCACCAUGUACCCUCCAGGGCCGCGAGCCAGUUUUCCAGCCACCAGGGGCAUGAUUGUGUGUGCUGGCAUAUGGUGAUUCUGCUGUAAUUCUAAUUUGACCACAAUGAACACUAUUGUGGUUUUUUUAUUUAAUCAGAAAGAAACUCACUCUGUUUAUAAGAAUUUAUUUGAAAGUUCUGUAUAUAAAAGCAAAGCACAGAAUAAAAGGAAUCAGUGUGAAUAAUAAAAUGCUUGUUGACUUUU